Molecule: messenger RNA, 750 nt
Organism: Caenorhabditis elegans
Lineage: Eukaryota; Metazoa; Nematoda; Chromadorea; Rhabditida; Rhabditidae
Source: the annotation of a RefSeq genome assembly
AUGUUUUCCGACUGGUUGCCAAUAUUUUACGCUUGCAUUGGAGUUUUAUCUCUUAUCCUAAAUGGCUUCACGAUAUUCUUGGUGCUUUUCAAGAGCAUGAAAAUUGACAGAUUUCGAUACUGUAUUUUGGCGUUCCAGAUCCUGUGCACCUUUACCGAUAUUCUUCUGACAUUUCUCAUGCAGCCUGUACCCCUUUUCCCUAUCAUGGCCGCCUAUUGCUCCGGGCUUCUUGCAAAAUACGUCUGGGCUCACUACCUUGUGACCAGUCUGGCAGCAAGUAUGGCGGCCCAGAUACAAUGUCUGAUAUACUGUUUUCUGAAGAAACAUCGGAGCAUCGGAAGAAUUCUGGAGCGACAGGUUAUUCCUGACAAUAUGUUUGUUUUGUUGGAAAUUACAACACCGGUGGCUCCGGUGGUGGUCUUUGUGACUGUGCUUAAAGCCGGACUGGGGAGAGAAGAGCAAAUGGGUUAUCUGGAGAAGAUCCGUCGCUUGCUGGCUCAACUGGCCGCCGCUUCGCUUUGCUUCGGACCUCCGCUAUUAACAGUCGUGGUGGUAAUGCUCGAGUUUAGAUAUACUCAACUGACUAUUCAAUGUCUAGUGGUAAUCUUUGCUUCUCAUUCUACAAUUAACGCUUUGGUACUGGUCCUGGCAACACCUCCGUAUAGGAAAUACGUUUUUCCGCAGACUAAAAAAAAACCAUCGAAAGCACAUCUUUGGGUCAAAAUAAUUGUGGUCAAAGCUCUCAUAUGA